Messenger RNA from Macrosiphum euphorbiae (potato aphid), 2655 nucleotides. The record is from the annotation of a GenBank genome assembly. Lineage: Eukaryota; Metazoa; Arthropoda; Insecta; Hemiptera; Aphididae.
AUGGAUAACCAGGGCCAUCAUCAAUCUUCGGUGAAAAAACGUUCCAUUGACGAUAUUAUAAACAACAUAACAUCAGAUCUUCAAAGUUAUGAAGGUCGUUAUAUGGUCUUGGGUAACCCGAGACAAUCGACUGAUAUGAUGUGGCAGCAAGUGAACAACUAUGCAAAUCCUCCUCAGCCACAACAUAAUAUUUAUAAUCAAGAACCGAUGAAUUUGACCAACAACAACCCAUACAUAUUAAAUACUAAUCAGUAUACUCAAUAUAUGCAACCUCAGAAUUCAAUACCAGGAUAUGUUAACUAUGAUCAUCAAGUAUAUCCACAACAGCAUCAUCCUCAUCAUCUUCAGCACCAUCAACAGCAGCAGCAGCAGCAGCAACAGCAACAACAACAACAUCAACAGCAACAACAACAACAACAACAACGACCACAACACCAACAAACCUCUCAGCAGCAGCAACCAAUGAACUAUACAUACUAUCAACAGUCACAAUAUACUUCUCAUCCCAUGUCAUACCAGACCCCUACAUAUGGUCUUUUUGAUGCACCGUGUAAUGAUGCCCUCAUUGAAAACCUCGUUCAAAGUUGGAGCCAAACUCAAAGCAAUGGUAGGGUAUUUAGCCCUUUUGGAGAUCAAGCAUUUCAGACACCAAGAGAAAUUAUUCCUGAACAAGAUAUUAAUGGUCUUAACCAUAACACAAUAUCUAACCACAAAAAUAUUACCACACCAGUUAGAAAGGUUAGAAUGGUAGCAGAAGUGCGUCCAAUGCGACCAAGUUAUUCCGAUGUUUUAGCCAAGUCUCCUGCUGUAGAACCAGUAAAAAAGACUGCAGCUAGUACACAAGUAGAAACAUCUUUAGAUGUUAAAACUUCAUCUAAAGUAAAAACAACUGUCAAGAAAAAGAAGAAUUCAGCUAAGGUGGGUCAAGGAGAAUCUGGGUUAAGAAGACAAAAUUCGUCUGCAAGUAGUGAAGAGCGCAACACUCCAACAGUAGAAUAUAAAGAAGAUAAAAAGUCUGAAAUAACAAUCAACGGCAAUGAAAAGGUGUGGACAUCAUCUGAAGACUUGAACGGAUCAGAAUAUUUUGAAGCUGAUGAAAAUGCUUAUAGUAAUAUUUUGGUUCCAAAGUCUAAAGAAAAUAAUAAGAAAGAUAAAACGAAAGUUAAACCUAAGGCAGCAACUAUUCCAUUGUCAAAAAGCUUAGGUCAUAUCGCAAAGCCUCUUAAAGAUGAUGUUGAAAAACUCAAGUCCAAAAAAACUGUUCAACCAAGUUGUGUGAUUGGUGUUAAAAAAGACAAGUUGAAUAAUGACUCAAAAAAGCAUAACGAAUCAAAUAAUGUUAAUUCAACAACAAAAUUUGAUGAAAUUGAAAAACCUUCAACCAAAAUGUCUUCAAAUGUAUCCCAACUACAACAGACUGCAGCAACUAGUAAAAAUCAGGGUUCUCGUAGUACUGCAACAUUCACAGCACUACCAUUCAAAGCAAGAUAUCAACGUGUAACCAAGAAGCGACCACGUAGCUCUGCCAUCAACACAAUGAUAACGAAACAUUUGAACUUUUUAAAAGCCCAGUUUGUUCAAUAUGCUCCAUUAAUGGUCUUCUGGUUUGUUCAUCUAUUAUGGGACGUUAUCACCAUGAGCUUACAUUUACUUUUACAUUUGUCUGCAUCAGGUAUUACUCAAUUGGUCGAUUUUAGUAAGAAUUGCUGGAAGCAUUUUUGGAUUGGAUUGAGCUCUCCGUUUACAGGUGCAUCACACUGGGCUCGAGUCAAAUGGAAAGAUCAGAAUUCGGGUAACACUCUGCAAACAAAUAUUCCACUGCCUACUACUGGUGAAGAAGCACUUAAAAGGCUACUUGCUUGCAAAGGAAAAGAUCCGUACAGUAUUUUGGGUGUGACUGUUGAUUCAUCCGAAGAUGAUAUCAAAAAGUAUUACAAGAGACAAGCUGUUCUUGUUCAUCCAGACAAAAACAAUCAGUCAGGAGCUGAAGAAGCUUUUAAAAUUUUAAUUCAUGCUUUCAACAUGAUAGGUGAUCCAGAGAAACGUAAACUCUAUGAUAGUGGUAUUGAGCACAUUAAAGAAAACUACGAUGAACUAAACAAAUUGUUGAAAAAUCUUCAUGAAAAAAUGGCACAAGUUGCAAAUACAAUUAGGUGUACUAGCUGUGGUAAACGGCACAAAAGGAAAUUGGUGUUGUGUCGGCCAAUGUAUGCUGCACGCUUCUGUGCAUUGUGCAAUGUGCAUCAUUCCGCUCGUGAUGGUGAUAUUUGGUCUGAAAGCAGUAUGUUUGGUUUGCGCUGGAAGUACUUUGGAUGUAUGGACGGUGGAGUAUAUGACAUCACUGAGUGGGCCACUUGUCAGCACGGCAGUCUGAAACACAUGCGAGCAGAUACUCAUUCUGUACAGUACAGAAUAAUAUUUGGUGGCAAACAACAAACUCCCGAGCCAACGGUUUCCCCAUCACCACCUCCACAACCCAGAACACAAGCACCGCCACCACCUUCCACGCCCUUAUUUGAUUUUCAUCAACCACACCUAGACGAAUUCUUGAGUUCAUUUUAUCAACAUCCAGUGCCGGGUUCUGCUACCAAUGGUGAAUUUGGAACCACAACUGACAUUCCUCGGCAACGCACCAAAAACAAAAGAAAAAAAUAG